Molecule: messenger RNA, 2641 nt
Organism: Seminavis robusta
Lineage: Eukaryota; Bacillariophyta; Bacillariophyceae; Naviculales; Naviculaceae
Source: the annotation of a GenBank genome assembly
UGUCAUUCUCGUUAAAUCGCAGAAUCUUGACCACACCAGCCAGUGCAUUGGAACCUUCACAGCUAACCGUGAGCAUAGUAUAUUGUCCAAAGGCGGAAUGAGGAGGUGUCUGAUGCAGCUUGACAUUUCGAUUCCAAAUGUUGUAAGGGCCACAGACAUUGACAGGAGCUCCCAUCAGCUCGCCAGUAUCCACCACAUGGACCUUCACGUUUUCCUUGUGUCGAAUGGCAACGGCUUUGCCAUCGGGAGAAAGAGAGAUCCGAUGGGUUACAGGCUUGUCAGUAGUGGCAGGUAUCACCUGGAUUCUCUUCCAAGCUUUGUCUGUGGUAAUGUCUUCAAUAUUGGACUUGAUCUUUGUUCGUUCGUAGAUUGUCACAGUUUCAUCUUGUCCCACUGCCAAUCGUUCUCCGUCGUGUGACAAUUCCACCUUGCGUCCAAAAUUGAUUCCCUUGCUACUUCCCAGAAGAGUUUGACUGAGUGCUCUGGCACCAUUGGGAGGGGUCAUCGUUGCAGAGGCAUUCGUAAUCAUCAAAAUCGUGAUUACCAAGAUUGCUGGGAAGGAAGGAAGCCCGGUCUUCAUUGUCAAAGGAGACUGAUAAUCAAACUGGAAGUAAAUGCGUCGUAAGGAGUCAAGUUUGAAAAAAUGAGACCAGAUGUUGAAUGAAUGAGACGAGAUGCUUCAUUCAAGGAGAAGAAACAACGGCCCCAAUGCACAUCCGUUUCUUUUCGGCCGUCGUUUCUUCCGUCGAGGAAUUUCAUGUUGGAAGGGUUCUCGCUUGGAGGUUUGAAUCCAUCGCGUUUCUCCGUCGUCUCGUUGGGUGCCAUGGAGAAGAGUCUUUAGUGGGCCAUGGCUUUGUUUGUUCGGCCCCAGAGCCAUCAUCCUUGUUGUCUCUCUCGCCUCUCGCCUGCUAGGCCCUGGCUAGGUCUCGCCGUCUCGCCAUUGUGGUUUCGUUUGGUGCGGUUGUUGACUUUUCCGGUUCAGGUCGCACAGUGGAUCGUAUCUUUUCAAAGAUCCAACGGCUUUCUCACUCACUUUCUCACCGAAUUCACCACAUUUCCAACCUCGACAUCCUCUAGUAAUCUCAAGCACCAUGCUACCCUCCAAGUUCUUUGAUCCACCCAGUGCCAACAACACCACCAAUGCUGGAAGGCCACAACGAUGCGCUCCUCCACCGCUUGGAAUGACGGGUGUCAUGUGCAAGAUUGGCUCAUUGGAUAUUCCCAAUCGAGGCACCAUUCAAUACCGGAUCUUUCGACCACGUCAAUUGCAGCAAAAGCCGCCUCUGGUGGUGCUCCAUGGAGGGCCUUUGAUACCUUGCAAUUACUUGUUGCCUCUGGCAUAUGUCGUGGUGGACCGAAGCAUUGUGGUGUACGAUCAGUUGGGUUGCGGUCAGUCGAAAACCGUGGUCAAACCGUCCGCGCUCACGCGAACCAAUCCAGAGACGGGCGAAGAAGAGACGUCCCGGCUGGAUGUCGACGGCAUGGUGCGAGAUUUGGAUCUCUUGAUCAAACACUGGAAGUUUGAUAAAUACCAUUUGUUGGGGCAUUCCUUUGGAGGAAUCUUGCUCUUUGAAUACCUCAAGUAUUGCCGCGACACAAAUUCUUUGGAAGAACUACAAAAAUGUCAAUCUGCCGUCUUGGCCAGUGUUCCAACUUCCACAGCCAUUGUCGAACAAGAAGUCCAACGACUGUGUCGAGAAUUGACUGGAAAUGACGAAGAAGAGGACGAUUCGGAUGAUGACGGAGUUACCACACUCUCCAAAAAGGUCCCCAAGGCAUUUCGUGAACAGCACGAGUGCAGAUUGGUACCAAUGCCAUUUCCCCUUAUGGAUUCCUACAGUCAAGCAGGGCCGCCGAGACUGAGAGGAUUGCAAUCGAUUGGGGAUUACAAGGCAUCCUUAGUAGUCGUGUCUGUAGAUUCCAAGAACACAGCCUCAGAAGGAGCGCAAGAAGAAGAAGAACCCAUUCCCGAAAAACUGCAACAACCAGCGUUGAUUCUAAGAGGACAACAUGACUUUGUCACGGAAACAUGUGUCGAGGGAUGGGAUGGAUUAUUCGACCGAGUUCAACACAUGACUCUUGCUGGCUGUUCUCACUAUGGAAUGCUAGAGAAUGAAAUCCUCUACGGCAGCGUACUAUCGUCGUUUCUGGGAGACGCUGACCAGCUCUCAUAAAUGCUAGCUAAGUGAUGUUACAAAAAAAGGAAGGUUGCCAUAGACUACCGUAGCUACCACUGGUAGUAAGCAGAUUAGCAUGAUCCUAUUGUACGACCCAAACAAGUACCUGGGAAGCCGCGGUGAAACCAUUCAAUUUCAAACCUAAUCCAAGAAAGCCUUCCUCUAGCUAGUGCUUGGUUGAAGCGAUUGCAGGGACUGAAACGAGCAACAGUUACUAGUUUUCGCCCUUGCAGAUUGAUUGGUCUGGCCAUGACUUUGAUUGCUCGUCACAGCCACGCGCACGAAGGAUUUGAGUGCAGGGGCCCCUUCGUUGGAUACCGGUAUAUGGGUGAGCCCUUGUGAGCCCAACUCAAGUGGUUACCGAGUUGCUACUCGAGUCUUUUGCAGCGGGGAGAAUGAUAGUCAAGCUUCGUCUUGGAAUGUGUGAAUCCCUUGGCUCCAGCCGUAUUGAAUUGCAACAACUC